AUGUCCAUAUACCCCUCAGCAAAAUGGGGUAGCAGAGCACAAAAAUCAUCAUUUGUUAGAAGUGGUUCGAGCUUCAUUGGAGAAGCAGUGUGUUCUGCUGCGUAUCUUAUUAAUUGGGUUCCCUCUAAUGUCUUGAACUUCCAAACACCAUUACAAGCCCUUCAUCAGUUUUGUGCUCUUCAUUCCACUCCCAAUUUGGAGCCACGAGUCUUUGGAUGUGUAACUUUCGUUCACCUUUAUACACAUCAGCGCAACAAGUUGGAGCCUCGAGCACUCAAGUGCGUGUUUAUUGGCUAUGCCCAACAUCAAAAAGUUCAGGCACAUGCAAGUCCAGAUACUAUUGAUGAUCAGUUCGACCUAGAAGGAUUCGUUACUUUGGAGUCGUUAUGUCAUCCAACAGUUCAUGAUGCACUAAUCGACUCGUCAGAUGCCACUCCAGAAACUACGCACAAAAGUCUUGAUGACCGGUCAUGGUUGGUCUCCUCCCCCAUAACCCAGUCACCCGACGAUCCAUCUAAUGAGAUACAUCUACAACCAUACCAAUUACCCGUUCGUAAGAAUCGUGGUAUCCCGAAGAUUCAAUAUGAAGCGGAUCCCAAAGCUAAAGUGAAGUACCCAAUUAGCAACCAUGUUUCCACUCAUAGAUUGUCCACACCACAUUCCAUGUUGAUCAAACAACUAGAUUCUUUGUCUACGCCAAGCAGUGUAGAAGAGGCUUUGAUGGAUCCAAACUGGAAACAAGCGAUGAAUGAUGAGAUGCAAGCUCUUCAAAAGGAAUUCCACAUGGGAACUUGUUCCUCUCCCAAGUGGCAAACGAACUAUGGGUUAGCUCGAUUGGUGGCAAAAGGAUAUACUCAGAGAUAUGGAGUGGAUUAUCAGGAGACGUUUGCUCCAAUAGCAAAAAUCAAUACUGUACGAAUCCUGAUAUCACUUGCUGCAAACUUGGAUUGGCCAUUACACCAAUUCGAUGUCAAAAAUGCCUUUUUACAUGGUGAUUUAGAAGAAGAAGUUUAUAUGGAUCCUCCACCUGGAUGUAACUUGAGUUCCAAAUCGAAACACUAUGUGUGCAAAUUAAAGAAGUCUUUGUAUGGUUUGAAGCAGUCACCUAGAGCAUGGUUUGGGCGGUUGACAAAGUCUAUGAGGGCAUCUGGAUAUAAACAAAGUGAUGAUCCUGACGAAAGAAAAGCACUGCAAGAGUACUUAUCUAAGGAGUUUGAGAUGAAAGAUCUUGGUACACUUAAGUAUUUUCUUGGGAUAGAAGUAUCUAGAUCACAGCAAGGUAUCUUCUUGUCUCAACGAAAAUAUGUUAUGGAUUUAUUAAAUGAAACAGGGAUGCUAGGGUGUAAACUAGUUAAUAAGCCUAUGGAGGAAAAUCACAAGCUUGGUGAGUGUACUGAUCAUAAACCAACUAACAAGGAGCAAUACCAGCGCCUAGUUGAGAGGUUAAUUUAUUUGUCACAUACGAGACCGGACAUUGCAUAUGCUGUGAGUGUUGUAAGCCAAUUUAUGCACUCUCCAAGUGAAGUUCAUAGAGAUGCAGUGAAUCGCAUCUUGAGAUAUUUGAAAUCAACUCAUGGUAAAGGGUUAAUGUAUUCAAAGCAAGGACAUCUGGAUGUAAUUGGGUAUACAAAUGCGGAUUGGGCUGAGUCCCAAACAGACAGGCGAUCCACUUCAGGUUACUUUACUUUUGUAGGAGGUAACCUUGUUACUUGGCGUAGUAAGAAACAAAAUGUUGUUGCAAGAUCAAGUGCGGAGGCAGAAUAUAGAGGUAUGGCACAUGGUGUUUGUGAGUUGUUAUGGAUUAGGCAUGUUCUAACGGAGUUAGUGGAUAGGCAUUUCAUCAAAGAAAGAUUAGAAGACAAGACGCUUCAGUUCCCGUUUGUAAAGUCAGAAGAUCAGUUGGCAGAUAUAUUGACGAAAGCAGUUUCAAGCCGAGUAUUUCAGGACACGCUGAGCAAGUGGACCUUGGUGACAUUUAUGCUCCAACUUGAGGGGGAGUGUUGGCGUGUGCGUGAGUUCAGGAAAGUGAUUUCCUAA
Messenger RNA from Prunus armeniaca (apricot), 2037 nucleotides. The record is from the annotation of a GenBank genome assembly. Lineage: Eukaryota; Viridiplantae; Streptophyta; Magnoliopsida; Rosales; Rosaceae.